GGAUGCAGAAUGUGAUUAACACGGUGAAGGAAAAAGCACUGGAAAUAGCUGAGUACCUGACCCCAGUCUUCAAGGAAUCAAAGUUUAAGGAAACAGGUGUUAUCACCCCAGAAGAGUUUGUAGCGGAUGGAGAUCACUUAGUCCACCACUAUCCAACAUGGGAAUGGGCUACAGGGGAAGAAUUGAAAGUGAAGGCAUACCUACCAACAGGCAAACAAUUGUUGGUUACCAAAAAUGUGCGAUGCUACAACCGGUGCAAACAGAUGGAAUAUUCAGAUGAAUUGGAAGCUAUCAUUGAAGACGAAUAUGGUGAUGGGGGAAGGGUAGAUACUUAUCAUAACACAGGUAUUGCAGGAAUAACUGAAGCAGUUAAGGAGAUUACAUUGGAAAGCAAGGACAGUAUAAAACUUCAAGAUUGCGCAGCAAUAUGUGAGGAGGAGGAAGAAGAUGAUGAAGGAGAACCUGCAGAUAUGGAAGAACAUGAAGAAAGUGGAUUGUUGGAAACAGAUGAGGCUACCCUAAACACAAGAGAAACAGGAGAAGCUUGUAAAACUAAAACUGAUGCUGGAGGUGAAGAUGCUAUUUUGCAAACAAGAACUUAUGACCUUUAUAUCACUUAUGAUAAAUACUACCAGACACCACAAUUAUGGUUGUUCAGCUAUGAUAAGCAAAGGCAGCCUUUAACAGUUGAACACAUGUAUAAAGACAUCAGUCAAGAUAUAUAUGUGAAGAAAACAGUGACCACUGAAAAUCAUCCUCAUCUCCCACCGCCUCCUAUGUUUUCAGUUCACCCAUGCAGGCAUGCUGAGGUGAUGAAGAAAAUAACUGAAACUGUUGCAGAAGGAGGGGGAGAAUUUGGUGUUCACACGUAUCUCCUAAUUUUCUUCAAGUUUGUACAAGCUGUCAUUCCAACAAUAGAAUAUGACUACACAAGAUACUUCACAAUGUAACAAAGAGAGCAUAGAAUCUAU
Messenger RNA from Neogale vison (American mink), 971 nucleotides. Its product is annotated as ubiquitin-like-conjugating enzyme ATG3. Gene Ontology annotation, molecular function: Atg8-family ligase activity. Bases 3 to 950 code for a protein of 315 amino acids. The record is from RefSeq and is a predicted model, not a curated record. Gene Ontology annotation, cellular component: cytoplasmic ubiquitin ligase complex; cytosol. The transcript has 2 exons. NCBI's taxonomy places the organism in Eukaryota, Metazoa, Chordata, Mammalia, Carnivora, Mustelidae. Gene Ontology annotation, biological process: autophagy of mitochondrion; nucleophagy; autophagosome assembly.